Botrytis sinoallii is the source of this 972-nucleotide messenger RNA. RefSeq lists its product as uncharacterized. NCBI's taxonomy places the organism in Eukaryota, Fungi, Ascomycota, Leotiomycetes, Helotiales, Sclerotiniaceae. The transcript is spliced from 2 exons. The record is from RefSeq and is a predicted model, not a curated record. The coding region runs from base 1 to 972 and encodes 323 amino acids.
AUGCCGCAUAAACAUACACGUAAAGGGGGGGAUGAUAAAUCUACUAUUAACCUACCACCCACUACUAUCGCAAAACCUUUACCUGUUUCUAAAUCCAGCAAUGCCAACGGAAUCUUUACCAGCGAACUAAAUCCUACGCGCAAAAACAAAAAGAGAAAGAGAAAUACCAAUGCGGACGAUGACACACCGAAAGCAUUUGCAAGGCUUAUGGCCUUUAAAUCCGGACAGAAAUUACCCAAAGGAUUAGAUGAUGGAUUGAGAAAACCAAAAGCCAAAAAGGCGAAGAAUAACGAUGAUGAUUCGGAAAAGAAGAAUGUUUCAACACCAAAGAAAGAAGAGCCAGCCAUGGAAAUUCCCAAAAUUAGACCCGGAGAAAAGAUGUCGGAGUUUUCAGCAAGAGUUGAUGCGGCAUUACCAGUUGGAGGAUUGAUUCAUAAAAGUGCUAAAGGUGGUAAAGAUCCAUUAGGUCUCAAGCAGGGACGUACCAAGACGGAGAAGAAGAUGCAUCGAAUGUAUGAUGAAUGGAGAGAAGAAGAGAAAAAGAUUCAAGAGAAACGACAAGAAGCAGCAGAAUUGAGGGAGGAGGACGACAUGGAGAUGGAUGGAGAAGGGCAAAUGCAGUGGAAAUCCGACAUAAACACAGAUGGAAAGACAGGCAAGAAUAAAAAGAAGAAGAAAAAGGUUCUGGGAGAAAUUGAUGAUGGAAAUGAUGAUCCUUGGGCAAUAAUCGCGAAGAAUAGAGGUGAAGUGAAGGGUGGGUUGAAUGAUGUGGUACAGGCUCCGCCGACAUUCACCAAAGUUCCUAAAGCCAAGUUUAAGGAGCUCCAAGGAGCCAAGGUAGAAGUUUCAGAUGUACCCAAAGCAGCUGGAAGUUUAAGGAGAAGAGAAGAAUUGGGAGAAGAGAGGAAGAAUAUUGUUGAAUCAUAUAGACAAAUGAUGAAGGCUCACAAGGAUAAAGUCAAGUCACAGUAA